Molecule: messenger RNA, 667 nt
Organism: Penaeus chinensis
Lineage: Eukaryota; Metazoa; Arthropoda; Malacostraca; Decapoda; Penaeidae
Exons: 5
Coding region: 134-667 (177 amino acids)
Molecular function (GO): toxin activity
Source: RefSeq, a predicted model, not a curated record
CCCCCACUCCUUCCACCCCGACCCUACCUACGUCGUAUCAUAAACAAACUCCCACACCUGCUCGGUUUCCUCUGAACUCCUUGGCUGUCACACCUUUCUCUGGAGACGUUGGACCUACAACACGAGGAGAAACAUGCGGGCGGCAGUGUUGUUCGUCUUCUUCCUGGCACUGGCGGCGUUGGCACUGUCUUCACCUCUCCCGAAAGAACAUGAAGUCAUCGACGGCAGAAAAACCACCAUCGCCCUGGCUAUCGCGCACCAGCUGAUAGGCCUCAUCCCCAACGAAACCGUACAGGAACUCUUGAACACCAUCCUCGCCGCCCUGAACCAAGAGGAGUUCGACUACUGGGGUCAGGUCAAGGACGAGGUCAUGGGGCUGGUCGGGGACUACAUCAACGUCCAUAACAUGCAUCAAGUCGAAGUCUACCAGCAGGAUUUGCAGAUGUUGAUGGAUAGGUACAACCAAGCCCCCGUAGAGAGCGACUCUUACCCCGACAAGAACCAGCAGGCGGCCGCGCUCUCCACCUCCAUCAUCACCCACAGAUACCUGGUGGAGGCCGCCGAGUUGCCGGAGUCCAUGAUCCUCCACUUCGAGGACAUCUCUUCCAUCCAUGUGGUUGUGUUGAAGGUAGGGGCAUCAGAUAUUGCUCUGAAAUUGACUUCUUGA